Suillus clintonianus is the source of this 1177-nucleotide messenger RNA. RefSeq lists its product as uncharacterized. Bases 165 to 1022 code for a protein of 285 amino acids. The transcript is spliced from 4 exons. Gene Ontology annotation, molecular function: RNA binding. The record is from RefSeq and is a predicted model, not a curated record. NCBI's taxonomy places the organism in Eukaryota, Fungi, Basidiomycota, Agaricomycetes, Boletales, Suillaceae.
CCACACAGCAAACAACAACACACAGCUUGCCACUUGGUGUUUGUGUUGUAAAUGGUACUUUACAACGCGUAGCAUUUACUGUUGCUUCAUUCAUACCCACCUCCUCUUUCCCUCCUCCCUCAAACCAUUCUAAAUUCAUUCCAAGCUGCUCUAAAUUCACUCAGAUGUCGCUCCUAGAACGCCUGAACGUCCCAAUAGGCAACGGAGUCGGAGCCCCUUCCAUAGGCCCCGUCCGCACAAAAUCAGGCAGUCGCUCAUCGCCCUACACCCGACCCAACCGCCCACCCAAAGGCGAUUCAGACGCCCAAUGGUCCCACGACCUCUACGAAGACCCAGAAAAACCCUCGUUGUCGUCAAGACUCACAUUAACACCCGCUCAGCCUCGUAAACCCGAUUCGCGUCUUGCGCAGCGCGCGCUUAGGGAUGCCACAGGGGAUGGCAAAGGACUGGGAUUGAGUAUCAAAGGCGCUAGUUCGGCGCCGUUGGGGAAUGUGGUGGAGGUGAAGGGGCUUGUUAGAGGGACUAGUGCUGCUGAUGUCGAGGCCAUAUUCAAACGCUGUGGUACAAUAGUCUCCUCCGAAACAGCAUCCGCCAAAGCCUCAGAGAACGUUAUCGUUCGUCUCACUUUCAAAACAGUCGCGAUGGCAGACGCUGCUGUGGCCAAAUUUAACGGGCAGCCUGCAGACGGGAAGAUUCUGCAAGUGAGCAUCGUGGGCACGAAAGCGGUGGGUUUGUCGGGACGGCUUGCUGGGGUGGAUGUUGUGGAUGAUAGUGUGGAUGUGCUUAUGGAGGGUGGGGAUGAAAGCGCUUCAAAAAUGCGGUCGGAUUCAAUCAUUGCUUCGGAUCCUCGAGCGAGUGUCUUGGUUGCGCCGCCGGGUGCGGACCCAAAGCAAUACAGCCAGCAUUCAAAUUCUCGUGCGGAUACGCAGAAGUGGCAACGCGGUGGCAGAGGCCGUGGUCGAGGUCGUGGGAGGAGAGCUGGUGGUGGUGGUGGAGCCCCAGGGAUGGACAUUGACGACUAAGGGACAGAAUCUUGUUGGGUAUGAUAUGGAUCAAAGAGUCAUGCGCGAUUCGCGACAUGUACCUGCAUCAUCUUGCGUUGCACAUUAUCUUAGCAUAUGUAUUUUCCCUUGUGCCGAUUACACAUCUCAUCUCAAUCAGUAUUUAAAUGGUAGCG